Molecule: messenger RNA, 4969 nt
Organism: Hippocampus zosterae (dwarf seahorse)
Lineage: Eukaryota; Metazoa; Chordata; Actinopteri; Syngnathiformes; Syngnathidae
Product: CSC1-like protein 2
Exons: 23
Coding region: 670-3153 (827 amino acids)
Cellular component (GO): plasma membrane
Molecular function (GO): nucleic acid binding; calcium-activated cation channel activity
Source: RefSeq, a predicted model, not a curated record
CGCACAUUUGCACCAGCAAAUGAGCUCAGUUGUUCCUUUUGACUUCUCUUUCGGGAACAUGUUUAAACGAUUGACCAAAAGGCGCUUGCCAGUGUUUUCUUGUUUGUUUUGUGUUUCAAGUCGCUCAGUGAAUCAAGAAGCGCGAGCAUCCCAUGACUUGACUGACCAUUUCCAGAGCUUUUAUUGUGAAGGCGCACUUCGGCGCCCCCUGUCGGCGCCUUGCGUGCAUCGCUGCUUGUCCUCCUCCUCCUCCGCGGCAGCAGAGGCAGCGACAGCAUCGGCGGCGGCGACGGACAAGGCGAGACGACACGAAAGGAGACGGGCAGAGCCCGGCCGAGUAGCCCCACUGCCACGGUCUGCCUCGCUCAAAAGCGUCGGUCGCCCCCCCUCCCCCCACUACCCAGGACGAGCGGCGAGAGCAGCGAGAGGACCCCGACCGGCAGGUGCGCUCGCCCGCUUGGUCGGCGGCCGGCGAUGGCGCCGGCGCUGCGACACGGCGACUCGGCGACGGCCGCGUGAGGAUUUCAGGCCGCGCUCAACGCCACUUCCGGUGCUCAGGGAGCCUCGGGAGGGGGGCGGCGGGAGGCGACCCGCCCGGCCGGCCGACGCUUCGACGCCCGUCGACCGGUCUCCCCGCACGGGCGAAAGGCGAGGGAUGCGGCGCUGAGCAUGCUGCCGCUGCUGAUCAUCGCCAUGGCGACCCCGGGCGGGGGCCGGGCCUGCGGCGCCCGGGGCAACUGCUCCGGCGACGGCGGCUCCAAGGAGUACUGCUACUCGGCGCGCAUCCGCAGCACCGUGCUGCAAGGUCUGCCCUUCGGCGGCGUGCCCACCGUGCUGGCGCUCGACUUCAUGUGCUUCCUGGUCUUGCUCUUCGUCUUUUCCAUCUUACGAAAGGUGGCGUGGGACUACGGACGCCUGGCGCUGGUCACCGACGCCGACAGCGUGGCGUCGUCGGCGAUCAACUCGGACACCCCCGACCGCUACGAGCGCCUCACGUCCGUCUCCAGCUCCGUGGACCUGGAACAGCGCGACAACGGCUUCUGCUCGUGGCUGACGGCCAUCUUCCGAAUCAAGGACGAGGAGAUCCGGGAGAAGUGCGGCGAGGACGCGGUGCACUACCUGUCCUUCCAGCGUCACAUCAUCGGCCUCCUGGUGGUGGUGGGCGUGCUCUCCGUCGGCAUCGUGCUGCCCGUCAACUUCUCGGGCGACCUGCUGGAAAACAACGCCUACAGCUUCGGCCGCACGACCAUCGCCAACCUGAAGUCCGGGACCAACUUGCUGUGGCUGCACACGACCUUCGCCUUCAUGUACCUGUUGCUCACCGUCUACAGCAUGAGACGACACACGUCCAAGAUGCACUACAAGGAGGACGACCUGGUGAAGCGCACUUUAUUCAUCAACGGCAUCUCCAAGUACGCCGAGGAGAGUCAGAUCAAGCAACACUUUGAGCAGGCGUACGAGAACUGCGUGGUUCUGGAAGCUCGGAUCUGCUACAACGUGGCCAAGCUGAUGUCCCUGAACGCCGAGAGGAAGAAGACGGAACGCAGUAAGAAGUUCUUCACCGACCUGAUGGCCAAGGAGCACGUCCCCACCAUGAUCAACCCCAAACCCUGCGGACAUCUCUGCUGCUGCGCCAUCGCCGGCUGUGAGGAGGAGGAGGCGGUCAGCUUCUACACCAAGAGGGAGGCAAAGCUGAAGGCGGAGUACCGCAGGGAGAAGGAAAAGGUCCACACCAAACCUCUGGGCAUGGCCUUUGUCACCUUCCAGAACGAGGCCAUGACCGCCAUAAUCCUGAAAGACUUCAACGCGUGUCAGGUGCAAGGUUGCCGCUGCCGGCAGGAGCCGCGCUCCUCGCAAUUCGGCGACGCGCUCCAUGUGCACAACUGGAACGUCUCGUACGCGCCGGACCCCCAGAACGUGCGCUGGGAGCACCUGUCGCUGGGCGGCGUCUCCUGGUGGAUCCGCUGCCUGAUCAUCAACUGCAUCCUGUUCCUGCUGCUCUUCUUCCUCACCACGCCCGCCAUCAUCAUCUCCACCAUGGACAAGUUCAACGUCACCAAGCCGGUGGAGUACCUCAACAACCCCAUCGUGACCCAGUUCUUCCCCACACUCCUCCUGUGGGCCUUCUCCGCCCUGCUGCCGACCAUCGUCUACUACUCGGCCUUCUUUGAGGCGCACUGGACCAGGUCCGGAGAGAACCGCACGACGAUGCACAAGUGCUACACCUUCCUGAUCUUCAUGGUUCUUCUGCUGCCCUCCCUCGGCCUGAGCAGCUUGGAUGUUUUCUUCCGUUGGCUCUUUGACAAAAAAUUCUUGGCCGACGGCACCGUCCGCUUCGAGUGCGUGUUCCUGCCCGACAACGGCGCCUUCUUCGUCAACUACGUCAUCGCUUCGGCCUUCAUCGGGAACGCCAUGGACUUGCUUCGGAUCCCGGGCCUCCUCAUGUACAUGAUUCGACUCUGCUUGGCACCGUCCGCCGCCGACAGACGCAACGUCAAGAGGCAUCAAGCGUACGAGUUCCAGUUCGGGGCGGCGUACGCGUGGAUCAUGAACGUCUUCACCGUGGUCAUGGCCUACAGCAUCACCUGCCCCAUCAUUGUGCCCUUCGGUCUGAUGUACAUGCUGCUGAAGCACCUGGUGGACCGCUACAACAUGUACUACGCGUACCUGCCGUCCAAGCUGGACAAGAAGAUCCAUUCUGGCGCCGUGACUCAGGUGGUGGCGGCGCCCAUCCUUUGCCUCUUCUGGCUGCUCUUCUUCUCCACCAUGCGGACAGGUUUCGAGACGCCCACCUCGGUCUUCACGUUGGUGGUCCUGGUGGUGACCAUCGUGGUGUGCCUGUCCCACGUCUGUUUCGGCCACUUCAAGUACCUCAGCGCUCACAACUACAAGAUCGACACCAAGGACUCGGACGAGGAAGUGGUGGGGAACGGACGCCCGGCCCGCAGCACCGCCUCCCCGCCGUCCAAAUCGCAGCAGAUGUACAUCGCCCAGGUGCUCCAGGACCCCAACUCGGACGAGCCGGGCGGCGGGGGCGAGGAGGACCGGGCGUCGUCUCAGGACGACGACAUGCUCAACGGCGGCAACAACAUCAACGAGGCGGAUUUCCACUCGGGGGAGGACAGUCUGAUCGCAAACGAGGUCCGCCAGUAACUGGGGGAGGAGCUCCACGGAGGGGGCGGAGACCGUCCACCGUCCUCGCCACCACGCGAUGCUAGGGAGCGAGCUAACUGGCUAACUAGCUCGCUCCCUAGCUAGCCGGCUAGCGCCACCGCGAGGCUCCUCCCCUUCCGAGCCUGAAGACUUGACCCCGAACGUCGUCGCGGGCGCCGAAGAGCCGUCGUCCGACGGAAAGCGCGUCUCCUGGCCCGCCGCCGUCGCUCUUGUCCGUGGCUUUUUUCCAAGCGGUCCCUCGAGCGCUGGUCCGGACGACGACGACCGGACUCUCCGACGCCAUCCGACUUCCCCAGUGAUCUUUUCACGCGUCGCCGUUCGCCGCGCCGGCACUGCGGGUCGUGACUCGCAACAACUGCGACUCGCGUCUCGAGCCCGACCGGAUUACGGUAAGCUAUGAAAAUGUGUCUGGGUCGCACGUGGAUGGAAACGCAUCGCGACCUGACUCUUUAGCUGACUUUGAAACUAAUUGUCAGAGUUCCUGCCGGCCCUGACGGCCAACGGGCAGCGCUGAGAAAGACUGACCGGUCGUGACCCAAAAUUCGCUUGUUUUGAGUCAUCUGCCCUGAAAGGAAUAGGUGGGUGUGGGGGGGGGGGGGGGGAUAAUUAUGUCGGGACGGGUCGCAACCAGAGUGACGAAAAUGUGUCUGGGUCGCACAUUGAACUUCUGAGUUUGAAUGUGUCACGACUGAACUCUUCCAAUGUCUUUGUUGUUGUUGUUUUCCUGUAUAAUAGCGGGUGCUGCAAGCUAACGUGAGCGCGCGGCGUGCUACUAAGUGAUGACAUUUUUUUUUUCACCUCUUCAUCUGCCAGCUUCUGUUUUGCGCGCAUCGGAGGCCUCGCCCGUUAGCCUGGCUCAGCACUGAGAAUAGGUUCGCGCAUGGCACGCCCGGCGUUGUUUCGCUCCCUUCGUCGUACGUUGACGCGACACCUUUCAUCAGCUCGCUACUUAAGGCGCAAAAGUGUUUCGAAGAAUGGCCGGCCAAGUGACUUGCUAGCACUAGCAAAGCUUCUGGAGACAUCUUGAAGUCUGGAGCCAAAUACAACUCAGAAUUAUUUUGUUUUUUUUGGUGGGGGGGGGGGUUAAUCAGGCAUUCGGCGCUAUGCUAAGCUAGGCUAAUUCCGCGUUCUUUUGGACGGCUGUUCACUGGCGCCGAUAUUUAUUUUUAAUUUUUACUUAUGUUUGUCUUUCGUUUUGGAGCAAAAACGGAACUGUCUUGAAUUGAAAAAAAACGAUUUUUUUUUAGCUAGCUAGCUAGCUAAAAGAGGAUUGACAGCGAUGUCUCAGGUGUGUUGUUUUCCUACGAUAAUGUUUACAUUGCGUUUUUUUUUUCGUGCGCGUGUACACAGAGCCGAGCUAUGAACGCUGUGGUGAGCACGCCGCAAGAUCCGGCCCACUUGGUGGCAGUUCUGGUCUUUGUGGCUCCACGCCUGAGAUGUUGGCCGCUGCGUGCUGCGUAGUCCUUACUUUCACCUCCUGACACCCCAAACAGUUUUCCUCAUCGGUCUCACAAAGUGGCCACCUUUCAAUUUGGGCGGAGGGAAACGGGGACGAAUCCGAUCGAUGUUUAACAUUGAUUUAUUUAUUCGGGGGGGGGGGCGCUUGCCUUCUUCUGGCAAGGAUUUCAAGCUGAAAAGGGAGCGGCUGCUGUCAAAUAACGGGCCCUCAAAUGUGUGUACAUAAAAGGUGGCGUCUUGACAACAUUCGAUUGGCGUUAUUGAUGUGAGCCUUUCUUUGUUUUCACGUGUACGCUUCUCAUUUAUGUCAGCUGGUCAAUAAAACGCCUCAUCAAUA